UUUACAGUAAAAUUUAUCUUGUUCAGCGCACAACACGAAAACAACUCGCAUCGUCCGCGUCGUACCGAUUGUGUAUUUCCACUUUUCUCCCAUUUUUUGCUCAAUUCCAAUCAUCUUUCGCAUCCAAAAUGGGCGACAACUUUGGCAUUCACCGUGGGCAGGGCAAGAAGGUGUCCGAAAUGGUGGAAGACCGCACCCAGGGACAGGUUUUGAGCGACUUCAUGAUGCAGCUGGAGGACUACACGCCGACGAUUCCCGAUGCAGUCACCUCCUUCUAUCUAAACUCGGCCGGUUUCGAGGGUGCCGAUCCCCGAAUCGUCCGGUUGAUUUCGAUUGCGGCCCAAAAGUUUGUGUCGGAUGUUGCCAACGAUGCGCUGCAGCACUGCAAAACGCGCACCAACAGUGCGCCGAGCUCCGGGCACGGGUCGUCCAAAAACCAGAACCAGAAAUCGUCCAAAGAUCGCAAGUACACGCUCACGAUGGAAGAUUUGCAGCCGGCACUGAACGAUUACGGCAUAACUGUUCGCAAAGCGCACUAUUUCGUCUAGACAGGGAAGGAGGUUUAGGGUGUGUGUGCGUGCAAAUUGCCACUGGAGGGGGAAGGUUGUGCAGGUUGGAAGGGGGAGAGGGAAUUACAAAAAAAAAUGUAUCUUUAUAAUAUCCUUUUAAAGAGAAAAUGGUAAAAUGCUAACGAAAUAAUCAAUUUGAUGUUAAUUUGAGGAAAAAUAAGUAAUAAAGUGAUUUUCCAUUAACUAAGGGUA
Molecule: messenger RNA, 761 nt
Organism: Anopheles coluzzii
Lineage: Eukaryota; Metazoa; Arthropoda; Insecta; Diptera; Culicidae
Product: transcription initiation factor TFIID subunit 10-like
Exons: 3
Coding region: 129-548 (139 amino acids)
Biological process (GO): transcription initiation at RNA polymerase II promoter
Cellular component (GO): nucleus; transcription factor TFIID complex; SAGA complex
Molecular function (GO): RNA polymerase II general transcription initiation factor activity; promoter-specific chromatin binding
Source: RefSeq, a predicted model, not a curated record